Molecule: messenger RNA, 4457 nt
Organism: Lethenteron reissneri (Far Eastern brook lamprey)
Lineage: Eukaryota; Metazoa; Chordata; Hyperoartia; Petromyzontiformes; Petromyzontidae
Product: cytochrome P450 4F3-like
Molecular function (GO): oxidoreductase activity, acting on paired donors, with incorporation or reduction of molecular oxygen; heme binding; iron ion binding
Source: RefSeq, a predicted model, not a curated record
CGCGUGGCGUCCACGGCGACCUCACCGCAGGUGCCGUCACUCGCAGCUUCGCCCCGCGCGCCAUCCCCGCUCCUCCACUCAGACCCGGGGCCCGGCGGGUUUCGCGCUCUCGCCGCUCAUCAGCAGCCCGCAAGCUGCCCGGUGCGGGCACUCGGCACGCGCGAGGCGAGGAGCAAGCGGUCGCACCUGCACAGAGCCUGCCACGCUGUGUUCGCGAUAGUGUCAACUGGCAGGACGCGGGCUUUCUCCGCCCUGUUAAUAACUGGAUCAACACUGAGCAAAGGUUCAAGUUCACCGCCGUGACUUGCAACCGGGGGCAGCCGGGUCCAACUGCAGCGGAGGCCUUUUGCAAAUCGGUCAACUCGAGGACGCCAAAAAGCGGCAGCUGCCUCGUCGUGCGGUUCACCUCCUGCACCUCGCUUGUGCGCACAAGGCGCACCCAGCCCGGCGCGAGCGCCGUCCGAUCGUCCGUCCGUUGCCGCCCCAGAGUCUGCGCUCAGGAUGGCUCCGGUGCUGCUGGCGCUGCUGCUGGUGCUGCUGUCCGUGGCGCUGCUGGGGGCCGCCCGCGCCGCGCGGGCCGUGCUCGCGUACCGCCUCAACGCGCAACGCCUCGCCUGCUUCCCCGAGCCGCCACGCCGCAGCUGGCUGCUGGGCCACUUCGGCAUCAUCCGGAACACGGAGGAGGGCCUGCGGACCGUGUGCGAGAUCGUGCGUCGCUUCAAGGUGUCCAACCUCACGUGGUUCGGGCCCUUUCCCUUUAUCCGCCUCUACCACCCCGACUACGUCAAGUCUGUGCUCAUGGCCUCAGCGAGCAUCGCCGAGAAGGACGACUUUUUCUACCGGCUGCUGCGACCGUGGCUCGGGGAUGGGCUGCUGUUGAGCCGCGGUCAGCGCUGGUCACGCCAACGCCACCUCCUCACGCCGGCGUUCCACUUCAGCAUCCUGCAGCCCUACGUCUCCGUGUUCGACCAGAGCAUCUCCGCCAUGCAUGCCGGCUGGACGGAGAUGCUGCGGAGCGGCAAGAGUUCGGUGAACGUGUUCGAGUCGGUGAGCCUCAUGACGCUCGACAGCCUCCUCAAGUGCACCUUCGGCCAGGACAACAUCUGCCAGCAGGAGUCGAGCCGCUACAUCGGCGCCGUCUACGAGCUGAGUAAGCUCGUGAUCAAGCGCGAGUUCAACUUCCUGCACUACCCCGACGCGAUCUACUGGCUGUCGGCCAAUGGGCGCCGCGCGCGUCACCUCUGCGCCCUGGUGCACGACUACUCCCUGGGCGCCGUGCGCAGACGCCGCACCGCGCUCAGCCAGGGCGGCCGGCCGGGGAAGUUCCCGGACUUCAUCGACAUCGUCCUGCUGGCCAGGGAUGAAGAUGGAAAGGGAAUGUCGGAUGAUGACAUUCAGGCUGAGGUUGACACAUUCAUGUUUGAGGGCCACGACACCACGGCGAGUGGCAUCAGCUGGGCGCUGUACAACCUGGCGCGCCAUCCCGAGUACCAGCAGCGCUGUCGCCAGGAGGUCACGCAGCUCCUGCAGGCCAAGAAUGGAGGAGGCCUCGAGUGGGAUGACCUCUCCCAGCUGCCCUACCUCACCAUGUGCCUCAAGGAGAGCCUGCGGCUGCACCCGCCCGUGACGGCGGUGGCGCGUGCCUGCACCCAGGACGUGACGCUCACGGACGGACGCGUCAUCCCCAAAGGCAACACGGUGAUCAUCUCGGUGUUCGGCACCCACCACAACCCCCUGGUGUGGCCGGACCCAGAGGUGUACGACCCUGAGCGGUUCAGCCCCGACAAGGUGGACAAGAUCUCCCCUCACGCCUUCAUCCCGUUCUCCGCUGGACCCCGGAACUGUAUCGGGCAGCGGUUCGCGAUGGCCGAGAUGAAGGUGGCGCUGGCGCUCACGCUGGCGCGCUUCCGCAUCGCCGUGGACACGACGUGCGCUGUGCGCCGCCUGCCCGAGCUGGUGAUGCGCGCCGAGGGGGGGCUCUGGCUCACCGUGGAGCCGAUCGGCGACUCUCCCUCCACCCCCCGGCACUGAGGGGCCGCGGGCAGCUCGCUCCACCAACCCUGGGUGUCGGUCGACACACCGCCCCGGGAGGGGGGGGGGAGACGGUAGCGUGGGAGACAGGCGAUCCUGAAAUGUUAAUUAUUUUUAAAUUUCAGUCUACGUUAACAAGUAAAUGACAAAUUUUCUCUGUUAAUAUUUUCAUAAAACAAUAAUGUACCAAUUUGAGGUCUCGAGUGGAGGACAAUGCCCCCCCACCAACACCCCUCCCCUUGGAUCCUCCACCACCGCCCGCCGGUUUUUCCCUCCACAUUCAGAAUCAACAUCACGCGUUUAGAGUAUUUGGCUGCUAUACGUUUCCACGCUUCGUUGAGCUACCGUUUGUGACAAUAGCCAGGUCGCUUCUGAAAAAAGAGCUGCACAGCUCAGUAGAGCCUUACCUGGUCAAAUAAAAAUAGUUUAUAGAUUUAUUGUAGUUUAUUAACCUCCCCCGGUGUCACGUUCUGUCACCACUGUAUCGGGGCUCAUGACGAUGGUGGCACUGGAGAUGCGGCACGCUCUGUGGCCCCUGGCGAGGUGCUCCGUGGUGCUAGGCUCCUCCAGGAGGUGCCGUGCUCUGCUUUUCACCGCAGUCCCGCGUGUCUCGGUGUCGCUGGAUUAUCGUCGUCAUCCUGACGUUGGUCAUCCUCAUGGCGACAGCACGUUCAUCGCAAUAGUGCCGUCGUCCGUCGUGAUGUAGUCAGUGGUGGUUAUUGUGGUGUCGGUGGUGAUUGUGACCGGUUGGAUGCGCUGUUGUUGAUGAUGGUGUGGGGAUACAUGGGCGAACCAUACACACAUUUGAAUGAAUUUUUUUUUUUUUACUUGGUGGGGCUGGGGGGAAUUUAGCCCCCCAUUAACCCCCCUAAAUAUACAACUGUAAACGCAUAAUACACAUGCAGCACAUAAACACAAUACAAAACACAUAUACAAACACAACACUGUACUUAUUAUUCAAACAGCAGAGAUUCUAGAUUAGCAGAGAUUCUCUCAACUGCCACUACCUGUUAUACGUUGAUACUCCUCGGCAUCGAUCUUCUUUCCCAGAGAUAUUUUGCGGUUAAGAAGAGCAACCCAGAAGUGGCAGUCUUCUUCUUGUCGCACGGCUGCUGGCGUAGUUGCAAAGGCAACAACUACAAUUUCACAUUCAGGGUGGUCAAGCCCAGACGACCGCGUCAGGGACAGCGGGAGCGUAAGAUCGCUGUGAUGAUCUCUCCUUUGUAUAUUUGCGGAUCUGGGCCAUGCGUCCUUAUACUGCGUACAGCCUGAUCUGCACGACCACAGUCGCGCACUGCUGCCGGAGUUUUUCAUUCACCAUUUGUGCAUCGGGUAUCGUCCGCAUCAACUGCCGUGGUUUGUGCAGUGCAAUGCUGUUUAGGGUGGAGCACGAGCUUCGUGGAAGUGGCAGUAAUUUCCUCCUAUGUAUCUAUACUCUUUGGUUCUUUCGGUAAAGUCACGUAGGUAGAAAAAUAAUAGAUCACGUCGUUUUAAUCGCAACACAAGCAAUCGUCAUCAGGUGGGACAACUACAGCAAGAAAAAAAACUGCUGAAUGUAUCUGUUAUUUGCAGUCAAGGGACGUUGCCGUGGUGUAACGGUGAGCAAAGUGGAACUUGCAACCCGGGGGGGCCGUCAGUCCCAGGAACUAAAAUGAUCUGCAGGCCUCAUUGACGUCAAACCCCGUAGCACCAUUUGGCAAAAUCAUUCGGUGACCGUGCGUCCAGAACGCAGCUGCAGCGUGGGUCAGCCUAAAAUAAAUACAUUCUUGAAAGAGGACUGCAAGAUGACUGCAGGUAAUUUAAAUCGCGGCCAUGAGCCACGCUUUAUUUAGUGAAGGAGACCUGAGACCUUGUCGCAUACCUGUGAACCCCUUAUCAGUGCCCUACCUUAUCACAGACCAAUUCAGACCGUAUUGGUCACCCCGUGCCCCCUUAUAAAUAUCAACGUUCAUCCUACAAAGUCCCAUCACCACAAGGGAGAAACACAAACAAAUAGGCACAAUGUUAUUAAGCAAAAACUGUUGUGUAUUAAUUUUGAUCAUUGGUGUCACUGAUGCUACUCAUCAUGCUUACUGUCUGUGCUCUUGCAUGCUGAUGCUGCUGCUUGCUUGAUAUGUGGAUGCACACAGGUUGAUUGUUGUUCCCCGUAUUGAAGCGGCUGUAUGCCGCAUGGACAUGAAAACUCAGUUUCCCUGUACAAGAAUACGGGAUAAACCGUCUGAGGUGACAUCUUUGUUGUCGCAGCUGAUGAGGCCCCACUGAGCGAAGCCGUUCUGUCACAAAGCACGACCAGAGGCCAAGACCUUCGGAACACGGCGACAGUUACAGGGCACUUGAGGGAGGGAAUGUGUGACCCAACCGGAUUAUCCAAUUGUUGACCAUGUUCAUGAAAUGUAAUAAAAUCUAAUACGCGUUACGGUAAUGUA